Nycticebus coucang (slow loris) is the source of this 732-nucleotide messenger RNA. RefSeq names its product IZUMO1 receptor, JUNO (gene IZUMO1R). Gene Ontology annotation, molecular function: signaling receptor activity. Gene Ontology annotation, cellular component: external side of plasma membrane. Lineage: Eukaryota; Metazoa; Chordata; Mammalia; Primates; Lorisidae. Gene Ontology annotation, biological process: fusion of sperm to egg plasma membrane involved in single fertilization; sperm-egg recognition; cell adhesion. Bases 1 to 732 code for a protein of 243 amino acids. The record is from RefSeq and is a predicted model, not a curated record. The transcript is spliced from 4 exons.
AUGGCAUGGUGGUGGCAGCUCCUGCUCGGUUUGUGGACAGUCAUGCCUAUCUGGGCUGGGGACGAGCUAGUCAACGUCUGCAUGGAUGCCAGACCCCACAAGAGAAAGCCCAGCCCAGAAGACAAGCUCUAUGAUGAGUGCACACCCUGGAAGGACAGUGCCUGCUGCACAGCCAAGACCAGCUGGGAGGCCCACCUGGAGGUGUCUCCACUCUACAACUUCAGCCUGGUUCACUGCGGACUGCUGCUGCCUGGCUGCCUCAAGCACUUCAUCCAGGCCAUCUGCUUCUAUGAGUGCUCCCCAAACCUGGGGCCCUGGAUCCGGCCGGCGGCCCCGAGCAGCCGAGGACAGCGGGCUGCGGCUGUCCCGCUGUGCCGGGAGGACUGCGAGGAAUGGUGGAAGGACUGCAGCUCGUCCUACACCUGCAAAGCCCACUGGCACGUCGGCUGGGACUGGAGCCGGGGGAGGAACCAUUGCCCGGCAGGAGCCCAGUGCCUCCCUUUCCCCCACUACUUCCCCACACCGGCUGACCUGUGCGAAAAGAUUUGGAGCAACCUCUUCAAGGCGAGCCCCGAGCGCCGGCACAGUGGGCGAUGUCUCCAGAAGUGGUUUCACCCUGCCCAGGGCAACCCCAAUGUGGCCGUGGCCCGUCUCUUUGCCAGCCCUGCCCCAUCCUGCAAACUCCCCUACAUCCUCACCGCCUCCGCUCUGUUUCUGUUGAUCCUUUUCUGA